Fragaria vesca subsp. vesca is the source of this 1104-nucleotide messenger RNA. It is a transcript of the gene MYB33, whose product is annotated as transcription factor MYB28-like. The transcript is spliced from 3 exons. The record is from RefSeq and is a predicted model, not a curated record. Lineage: Eukaryota; Viridiplantae; Streptophyta; Magnoliopsida; Rosales; Rosaceae. Bases 65 to 994 code for a protein of 309 amino acids.
AGCACUAUACUACAGUUUCUACUAUACUAAUACUAGCUCUCAGAAGAGAGAACCAAUAAGAACGAUGGGUAGAGGUCCAAGGUGUUCUAAGGAUGGACUCAACAAAGGAGCUUGGUUGGAAGCUGAAGAUAAAUUGCUCUUGGGUUACAUCAAGAACCAUGGUGAAGGCAAAUGGAGCAAUGUCGCUAAGGAAACAGGUCUAAAGAGAUGUGGGAAGAGCUGCCGACUUCGUUGGAUGAACUAUCUGAGACCUGAUAUUAAGAGGGGCAGCAUUUCUGAUGAUGAAGAAGAACUAAUCAUCAGACUCCAUAAGCUCCUAGGCAACAGAUGGUCUCUGAUAGCCGGAAGACUUCCCGGGCGAACAGACAAUGAAAUCAAGAAUUACUGGAACUCCAACUUGGCCAAGAAAAUGGCACAAGCUGCAGCUCAAACUUCAUCUCAGUCCAAAUGCAAUAAUGCAAUUGUCCAAAGAACCCCUGACGGGACACAGCCACAACAGCAAUACAGUAGGGUCAACACUGUCAUUCCAACACAGCCACCACCUGCUACAGCUGCUGCAGCAGCUAGUCCUGUUCAUCAUAGAAGCCUUAAUGACUUCUCUAAUAGUGUAGCCAUGAAUAAUACCAACGACUUGGUCAAGGCUAUUAAUUCUGUCGACUCCCAUAUGUCCAGGGAAGAUGGUUCACCAUCUACAACAACUACUACUAAUACUACUGGCGAUGGUGAUGAUCGUUUGGGAAGUUCGCCGACGAAUUUUAUGUUGGACUUCAACACUGAUGAUCAUGAGGACUUCUGCAAAAUACUGGACUGUGACUUUGCGAAUCUGAACAGUGCCAUUGAUGGAGAUGAUGAUCAUCAGGGCAGUCCGGUUUUAGAACUACCUAAGCAGAUGAUGGACAAGAAUAUGCAAGCUGCUGAUUUUGGGUCUCUGGCUUCAUUUCUGGAGUCUGAUGAGGAUUGGCUUGGGAAUGAUCUAAAUGUCAUGUUGAGUUAAUUAGCUUUGUGGUUGUACGGUCACAGAUAUCUAUCUCUAUAUAUAUGUGUGUGCUUACUAUAAUCAGCUUCUAGAUUCAGUAAUUAGAUAAAUAUUUAUGCUGUAGCUAG